Molecule: messenger RNA, 4296 nt
Organism: Nerophis lumbriciformis (worm pipefish)
Lineage: Eukaryota; Metazoa; Chordata; Actinopteri; Syngnathiformes; Syngnathidae
Source: RefSeq, a predicted model, not a curated record
AUGUCAGAGCCCAACAGCCCGGGCGAGAGCCGGCGUGGCGCUCCCAGAUUCUUCGUGGGCUGCGAAGACGAUGAGAGCGAGGUCUUGGAUGAUAGCAUAAGAACAGACAUGGAACUGUUUGAGGACGACGAAGACACAGACUCUCCACCUGAGCAACAGAUCGUCGUAGGGAUAUGCUGCAUGAUGAAGAAGUCAAAGUCCAAGCCAAUGACCCAGAUCCUGGAGAGGCUAUGCAGGUUUGAGUACAUCACUGUGGUCAUCUUUCCUGAGGACGUCAUCCUCAACGAGCCAGUGGAAAACUGGCCAUUGUGUGACUGCCUCAUCUCGUUCCACUCCAAAGGAUUUCCACUUGAUAAAGCAGUGAGUUAUGCCAAACUGAGAAACCCUCUGCUCAUCAAUGACUUGAACAUGCAGUACUACAUACAGGACAGGAGAGAAGUAUAUCGUAUCUUGCAAGAAGAAGGAAUAGAUCUGCCACGCUAUGCUGUGCUGAAUCGUGACCCAGAUAAACCAGAUGAAUGUAACCUAGUUGAAGGUGAGGACCAUGUGGAGGUGAAUGGAGAAAUAUUCCAGAAACCUUUCGUUGAAAAGCCUGUCUGUGCUGAGGACCACAAUGUCUAUAUCUACUAUCCCACUUCUGCUGGUGGUGGCAGCCAACGUCUCUUCAGAAAGAUUGGAAGCAGAAGCAGUGUGUACUCACCAGAGAGCAAUGUGAGAAAGACUGGUUCUUACAUCUAUGAAGAGUUUAUGCCAACAGACGGCACAGAUGUGAAGGUAUAUACUGUGGGGCCUGACUAUGCUCACGCCGAAGCUAGAAAAUCUCCUGCUUUGGACGGAAAGGUAGAACGGGACAGUGAGGGCAAGGAGGUUCGUUACCCUGUUAUGCUUUCAGCUAUGGAGAAAUUGGUCGCCCGUAAAGUCUGUUUAGCAUUCAAGCAAACGGUUUGUGGCUUUGACCUUCUUCGAGCCAAUGGGCACUCCUAUGUGUGUGAUGUCAACGGUUUUAGUUUCGUGAAGAACUCUAUGAAAUACUACGAUGACUGCGCUAAGAUCCUAGGGAAUAUUGUGAUGCGUGAGCUAGCACCUCAGUUUCAAAUUCCAUGGUCUAUACCUACUGAAGCAGAAGACAUUCCAAUUGUGCCCACUACUUCAGGGACUAUGAUGGAAUUACGCUGUGUGAUUGCUGUAAUCCGCCAUGGAGACAGAACACCAAAGCAGAAGAUGAAGAUGGAAGUUCGCAACCCCAUGUUUUUUGACUUAUUUGAAAAAUAUGGAGGGUACAAAACAGGGAAAUUAAAACUAAAGAAGCCGAAGCAACUGCAGGAGGUGCUGGACAUCACACGGCAGUUGUUAGCAGAUCUGGGUCAGCAUAAUGACUGUGAGAUAGAAGAGAAAAAGUCCAAACUUGAACAGCUGAAAACUGUGCUAGAAAUGUAUGGACACUUUUCGGGGAUCAACAGAAAAGUGCAGCUGACCUACUUGCCGUAUGGGCAGCCCAAAACAUCCAGUGAAGAAGAAGACGCACGAAAGGAAGGUCCAUCUCUGCUGCUUGUGCUGAAAUGGGGAGGAGAGCUUACACCUGCUGGCCGGGUGCAAGCUGAGGAGCUUGGAAGGGCCUUUCGUUGUAUGUACCCUGGUGGACAAGGAGACUAUGCCGGCUUUCCUGGCUGUGGGUUGCUGCGGUUGCAUAGCACAUACAGACAUGACUUGAAGAUCUAUGCAUCUGACGAAGGCAGAGUGCAGAUGACUGCUGCCGCAUUUGCAAAGGGCUUGCUGGCCCUGGAAGGUGAGCUGACUCCAAUUCUGGUGCAAAUGGUCAAGAGUGCUAACAUGAAUGGGUUGCUGGAUAGCGACAGCGACUCGCUUAGUGGCUGUCAGCAUCGUGUCAAAGCUAGACUCCAUGAGAUUCUACAGAAGGACAGGGACUUCAUUGAUGAAGACUAUGACAGGCUGGCUCCAACAUGUAGUGCGUCAUUGGUAAAUUCCAUGAAAAUUGUCCGAAACCCAGUGGCCACAUGUGAUCAGGUAUAUGCGCUCAUUCAGAGCCUUACCGCGCAGAUCCGCAAAAGAAUGGAGGAUCCAAAGUCAGCCGACCUGCAACUUUAUCAUAGUGAAACACUGGAGCUGAUGUUGCAGCGCUGGUCCAAACUUGAAAGAGACUUCCGCAUGAAAAAUGGCCGCUACGACAUCAGUAAAAUACCUGACAUUUACGACUGUGUAAAAUACGAUGUUAUUCAUAAUGCUACUCUGGGCUUGGAGGACACACUGGAGUUGUUCAGACUUUCUCGUGCUUUAGCUGACAUUGUCAUCCCGCAGGAAUAUGGCAUAAAUAAAGCUGAGAAGCUGGACAUUGCAUAUGCCUACUGCCUUCCACUGGUCAGAAAGAUCCAGCUUGACCUUCAGAGGACUCAUGAGGAUGAGUCUGUCAACAAGUUGCACCCUCUAUAUUCACGUGGUGUCAUGUCGCCCGGGCGACAUGUGAGGACACGUCUAUAUUUCACCAGUGAAAGUCACGUUCACUCUCUGCUGAGUAUUUUCCGUUAUGGUGGUUUACUUGAUGAGGAGAAAGAUCAGCAGUGGAAUCGUGCCAUGGAUUAUCUCAGCGCUGUUUCUGAACUCAACUACAUGACUCAAAUUGUCAUCAUGCUAUAUGAAGACAACAAUAAGGAUCUGUCCUCAGAGGAACGCUUCCAUGUGGAGCUUCACUUUAGCCCAGGAGUUAAAGGUGUUGAGGAAGAAGAGAAUGCACCCACCGGCUUUGGCUUCAGGCCGGCCUCUGCAGAGGUUGCACGACAGAACGGGCAAAAACAGACAGACCCAGGAAGCUUGGAGGACCUCUCACGUGAUGAAACUGACAGAGCUGUACCUUUGUCUGAACCCAUCACUAUACAGAGAAGAUCACCACUUAUACGUAACCACAAAACUGGAUCAAUGGAGGUUCUGUCAGAAACUUCAUCCUCCAAAGUGGGGAGUUAUCGCCUCUUUUCAUUUUGCUCUCGUCAGUCACCUGACAUUAAACAAAGUGGAUUGGGCUCUCAGUGUGCCGGGCUGUUCAGCACCACUGUCCUAGGUGGGUCCUCUAGUGCCCCUAACCUGCAGGACUACGCACGUGCGCAUCGCAAAAAAUUCUCCACCAGCAGUCUGUCCUACAAAGACGAAUUGUUGUCUAUGCCGGCAGUAAAACGAUUUUCUGUGUCGUUUGCAAAGCAUCCGACUAAUGAGCCAUUGGAAGAGCAGCAUGUGGCCCAGUUGUUGAGUCGUUUCUCCACAGAACUCAGUCUGGGCUGCCACCUUUCUCUGGACUGUGCACUCACCCACCAUCUCCACCAGUGCUCCUACCACCUUCGCCUCUUCCGAAACUGGCUUAUCUCUGGCCAGGACCCUGUAGAGUACCUUGAUGGCUUUGAAGGAUGCUCCAUGGUCCCCUCCAUCUACCCCCUGGAAACACUACACAACUCAUUGUCACUCAAACAGGUCAAUGAGUUCCUCACGAGUGUUUGUGAGAGUGCCGGAGAUCCACAUACAAGGACCACCAGAGCUUUAUCAGCCAUGUUUGGGGCACACAACCAUCCUUCUGGGGAUGGUUCGUACAUCCCCCACAGAGUCCUCUCGUCAUCCAUGUCUCUCAGGUCUCGUUCGGACAAACCUCCGUGGUACAGCAGUGGUCCAUCUAGCACCGUAUCCAGUGCCGGUCCAUCUUCUCCCACUACAGCCGACACCUCCCCACGCUUCAGUUUCAGUGAUAAGAUCGCCCUUACUCCUCAGAGUAGCGAGGAAACCCAUUCCGCUCAAAACCUCCCUUCUCAUCCAGCUCCUCCCCCGGCAUCGCAAGUUCUAGACCCGAAUUUGUCCGCUGUUUCAAGCCCUUCUGAAACAGCGCAAACGCCUAAAAACUCUCCAGAGAAUCAUGGCGAGCAGUGUGACAGUACUACUCACACAUUUGAUGAGCGCGCGCAGGAAAGCCAAGAGGCGACUUGUGGGGUCGCGGACCUUUCCGGAAGUGGCGACGCUGGUGUGAGGCCACCCUGCUCCCCACUAGCUGAGCUCUCGCUAGGUCGGAUGGAAGGCUUCUGCCUCCCGAGCUCGUUGCCGGUGCUCUUGGAGCUCAGAGAGAGCAGCAGUGAAGCGGGUUCCAGCUCCCAGACGCCUAUGUCGCCUGAAGGACAUGAUGAGUUCUUCGAUACUCAAGAGUCCAUGGACUUGUGGAUGGACAGUCCCGAGGUUCUCCCGGAAUCGGAGACGCCCCUUGAGAUCCAAGAUGAUCCCCCAGCAGAACAGGGACACUUGCAAGGGUGA